AUGGAAGAUGCUACACACACUCUCCUUCAAGACUUUGUCGACUCUUUGGCGAAUCUACCAUCUGAGGUGGGCCAUCUGCUGUGCGAGAUAGCCUAUCUAGACUAUGCCAAGAAGUCGGCGAAGGAUGACCAACCGCCGGUUUCGCAAGCCGGUAACGGAGAGUCCGGCUUGAACAAGAAAUGGUAUUCGGUUGAUGAAUCGCGCCGUAAGGCGGCUUCUAAGCAAAGCUCAAUCGUUCGACACUCUCAUAAGCCUCCCAAUAACCUGUUGACUCCUAACCCGAAGGAGCCUGUCCUCAUCGAAAGGGCACUCGCCCAUUAUGACGAUGCUAUCAAGUUGAGCAAGGAGAAGGAGAAAUUCGCUUCUGGAGCAGUCAAUUUGGUCACUCGACACCUUGAAAGACUCAACCAGGAGCUGGCUAAACUGGCAGCCACAACUGGAAUAGAGGUCCCGGAAUUCAAAAGGGAGCCAUCAGAGCCGCCUACGGCCCCGGGCUCAUUGAAUCCAAUGUCCAACGGGGCACCGAAUGCUGCUGGCACUCCUGCUCCAGCCUCUGAAACAGCUCGCAAUAACAAGCGAAAACAACUCUCGAUGGAUACACCUUCUCCGCACAACUUCACGCCUAGCCAACUCCCUAACAUUACGGGGAGUUCUGCAGCUCAAGGGAGUGGCCAAGCCAAUAAACGUCGGGCUGGCCAAGCACGUCAAACACUUCGCAUCCACAUGCCAUCCAUACAGCCCAAAGAAACUGAAGAAAUGGCUGCGAUGGAGUACGACCCAGGUGAGGAAGCAGAGGCUGAUGAAGGAGAAGAGAGUAAUGCCGGAGACGAUGCGACGCUCUAUUGCUUUUGCCAAAAGGUUUCAUACGGUGAAAUGAUUGGGUGUGAUAAUAAAACCUGUCAAUACGAAUGGUUCCAUGUUUCUUGUUUGGGCCUCAAAGAGACGCCAAUUGGCAAGUGGUAUUGUCCUCAAUGUACCGCCGAAGGAAAAGGCCAAAAAUUCUUGCAUACUGGUCGACAACGUAAAAGAGCUUGA
Molecule: messenger RNA, 1035 nt
Organism: Puccinia triticina
Lineage: Eukaryota; Fungi; Basidiomycota; Pucciniomycetes; Pucciniales; Pucciniaceae
Exons: 6
Coding region: 1-1035 (344 amino acids)
Biological process (GO): regulation of DNA-templated transcription
Cellular component (GO): nucleus
Source: RefSeq, a predicted model, not a curated record